Prosopis cineraria is the source of this 477-nucleotide messenger RNA. RefSeq lists its product as uncharacterized. The record is from RefSeq and is a predicted model, not a curated record. Lineage: Eukaryota; Viridiplantae; Streptophyta; Magnoliopsida; Fabales; Fabaceae. Bases 88 to 477 code for a protein of 129 amino acids. The transcript is spliced from 5 exons.
GUUAACUGUUUUUUCGCGGCCAAGAGUGUCAGAAACGGCAAAACUGCAAGUUCGGAUUUGUCUUCGAGAAAAGAUAAGUUGCAUGAGAUGAGACACGUUCAGGAGAUGGCUGUAGAGUUCGUCAAUGCCCUUAAUGCUGCUGCUGCUGAGAGUGAAUGUGCUAAAUUGAGGAGGCUGCUGGAAGAAGAGAGAAAGCUUGUGCAAAGGCUUAAACAAGAAAAAGAGGAUGAAGCACAAAUGGCCAAGAGAAAAUCUGAAAGGACGAGUCAACGAUUAGCAGAGGCUCAAAAAGAUGUUGAAUACACUACAACCAGAGCUGAUGUUGCUGAGAAUGAAUGGGUUGAGUUGAAGAGAGAAUUACAUGAAGCUCAAGAGCUUGUGCAAAUGCUAAGGCCAGAAAUUGGGGAGACAAAACAAAUUGUACUGAGACAGGUUGACAUCAAAGAGCUAGAUUUUGGAUUAUCAAAAGCUGGCUGA